This is a messenger RNA of Elephantulus edwardii (Cape elephant shrew), 675 nucleotides long. It is a transcript of the gene STEEP1, whose product is annotated as chromosome unknown open reading frame, human CXorf56. Bases 49 to 675 code for a protein of 208 amino acids. The transcript has 6 exons. Lineage: Eukaryota; Metazoa; Chordata; Mammalia; Macroscelidea; Macroscelididae. The record is from RefSeq and is a predicted model, not a curated record.
GUGCGCCCACCAUCCUUGCUGUUGCUUUCUCCCCAGCUUCCGCGAAUUAUGCCAAAAGUGGUGUCGCGGUCGGUAGUCUGCUCCGACACCCGGGACAGAGAGGAGUAUGACGAUGGCGAGAAGCCCCUCCACGUCUACUACUGUCUGUGCGGCCAGAUGGUCCUGGUGCUCGACUGUCAGUUAGAGAAGUUACCCAUGAGGCCCCGGGAUAGAUCUCGUGUCAUUGAUGCUGCCAAACAUGCUCACAAGUUUUGUAAUACAGAAGAUGAGGAAACCGUCUAUCUCCGGAGGUGUGGCCUGCCACUCUUCUACCAGUCCCAGCCCAAGAACGCUCCUGUGACCUUCAUCGUGGAUGGCGCAGUCGUCAAGUUCGGCCAGGGAUUUGGAAAGACAAAUAUCUAUACACAGAAACAAGAGCCUCCUAAGAAGGUGAUGAUGACCAAACGGACUAAAGACAUGGGCAAGUUCAGCUCUGUCACCGUGUCUACCAUUGACGAAGAGGAAGAGGAGAUUGAGGCUAGGGAAGUUGCUGACUCAUAUGCACAGAAUGCCAAAGUGAUUGAGAAGCAGCUGGAGCGCAAAGGCAUGAGCAAGAGGAGGCUGCAGGAGCUGGCUGAACUAGAAGCUAAGAAAGCUAAAAUGAAGGGGACCUUGAUUGACAACCAGUUCAAAUGA